Molecule: messenger RNA, 1371 nt
Organism: Charadrius vociferus (killdeer)
Lineage: Eukaryota; Metazoa; Chordata; Aves; Charadriiformes; Charadriidae
Gene: CHST12
Product: carbohydrate (chondroitin 4) sulfotransferase 12
Exons: 2
Coding region: 112-1371 (419 amino acids)
Biological process (GO): proteoglycan biosynthetic process; carbohydrate biosynthetic process
Cellular component (GO): membrane
Molecular function (GO): sulfotransferase activity
Source: RefSeq, a predicted model, not a curated record
AAGAUGACAGUCUCAGGCUCCUGGUCUGCGGCACCAUGUUGGAUCCCAAGCCUCACUCUGCAAGCCGGAGGUGAAUCCAGGUGAAAGCCAGCUAUCACAGUAGGCGUCAGGAUGACCAAAGCACGGCUCCUCCGUCUCUCUGUGGUGCUGGUCUCCAUCUUCAUGAUCCUCCUGAUCAUUGUUUACUGGGACAAUGUGGGAACGGCUCACUUCUACCUGCAUACGUCCUUCUCCAGACCUCAUUCCCCAGGAGCCAUCCCUGGUAUCACGGCAGGUGAAGACUGGGAAGCCUUGCCAGAUGUGGAUGAAUUUUUGGCAAAGCUGCUUAGUUCGAGCCUGAAACAGAACAGCUCUAUCUCCCGAAAGACAGAGCAGCUACUUGUCCAGGGCUCUAGCAAGCCUGUGGUGAGCAAUUUGGAGGAGAACGUGCGGGGCUAUGACUGGUCUACGCACAAUGCCAGAAACAGCUUGGACCAAGAGAAACUGCAGAUAGAGAGACAGAGAACAUUGCGGGAGUUCUGUGCCAAUUCCAGCUUCGCCUUCCCUACCAAGGACCGCUCCUUUGAUGACAUCCCAAACUAUGAGCUCAACCACCUGAUCGUGGAUGACCGCCACGGCAUCAUCUACUGUUAUGUCCCCAAGGUGGCCUGCACCAACUGGAAACGGGUGAUGAUUGUGCUAAGUGAGAGCCUGCUGGACCAGGGGGUCCCAUACCGGAACCCUCUGGAUAUCCCCCGGGAACACGUCCACAACACCAGCACCCACCUGACCUUCAACAAAUUCUGGCGCCGUUAUGGGAAGUUCUCCCGGCACCUCAUGAAGAUCAAACUGAAGAAGUACACUAAGUUCCUUUUUGUACGAGACCCUUUUGUCCGCCUCAUCUCGGCCUUCCGCAGCAAAUUUGAGCUGGAGAAUGAGGAGUUCUACCGGCGUUUUGCCAUCCCCAUGCUUAAGCUGUACUCCAACCACACCAACCUUCCCACCUCAGUUAGUGAGGCCUUUGGGGCAGGCCUCAAAGUCUCCUUUUCUGACUUCAUCCAGUACUUACUGGAUCCUAGGACAGAGAAGAUGGCCCCCUUCAAUGAGCACUGGAGGCAGGUUUACCGUCUGUGCCAUCCAUGCCAGAUAGACUAUGAUUUCAUCGGGAAGCUGGAGACGCUGGAUGAGGAUGCUGCUUACCUAUUGCAGCUCCUCAAAGUGGACAGGCUGCUUCGUUUCCCCCCCAGCUACCGGAACAGGACUGCCAGCAGCUGGGAAGAUGACUGGUUUGCCAAAAUCCCACUGGCUUGGAGGCAGCAGCUCUACAAGCUUUAUGAAGCAGAUUUUGUACUCUUUGGCUACCCCAAGCCAGAAAACUUGCUUAAAGACUAG